AUGGAGGGACUCAGACUACCAGGAAUGCUGGAUUUCCAGAUGAAAAACCUUGCACCAGCAGGGAAGCAGUGGAAGCAAGAAUUAAGUCUGUAUACGUAUCUGCCCAUGGGAGAUAAAGAUGUGAAAAUGAAAAUUCAUGGUGGACUGCUCAAAAAGAAGGAAGAUGCAGAGAAUGCUCUAGAGCUGUGCACCAAUGAAUCUGCUGAGGCUGAAAGGUGUGAAAGCAUAGAGCUUGAUGAUGAAAUACGAAAUCUGAUAGAGAAGAACAGUAUUGCACAGUACCAUGAGAACUUGGAGUUCAUUGCCCAAGAACGUGUGCUCAAACAGAUGACUUCGUGUUCCCUGAAGACCUGCAGUAAAACAGACAUCCAAAGCCUCUUUCAACUGCCACAGACAGGCAUGAAUGGCUCGGAAACUUCAGCAGACCAGUUACAGUGUACGUUACUGACAAAAAAGAAGAAGAUACCAACAGAUACCCUUGAACAACAGAUCAGAAUACUGGAAAGACAGAGACAAGAGCUGCUGGAGGUGAACAAGCAAUGGGAUCAACAAUUUAGAAGUAUGAAACAGCACUAUGAAAUAAAGCUUGCAGAAGUGAAAGCGAAACUGAGUGCAUCACAGAGGAGUAUCAGUGAGCUGGAGAAAGAAAGGCACCGGCAUCAGCAAGAGUGUGAAGCAGCCCUGGCCAGAGAUGGACCGCUUCAGGAAGCGAAAGAAAAAGAAAUCCUAAAUAAAGCAUUGAAUGAACUGAAGGAAGAGAACAAGCUCCUGAAGGAACAAAAAGCUUCAGUGACCAAAAAGAGAGAGUACUAUGAAUGUGAAAUAAGUCGCCUCAACAAGGCCCUUCUGGAUGCACUGCAAAAGCAACACCCGUCCGUUUUUGUGCCUCAUUUGGAUAAGUCUGACAGGAACUGCAACCAUGAAGAGAUGAGGACCCAAUUGGAAGUUCUCAGACAGCAGGUACAGAUAUAUGAAGAAGACUUUAAAAAGGAGAGAUCUGACCGAGAAAGACUUAAUGAAGAGAAAGAAGCACUGCAAAAACUUAAUGAAAGAUCACAGUCCCAACUGAACAAGCUAAAUUCUCAGAUAAAAGCAUGUUGGCAAGAAAAGGAACUUCUAGAGAAGCAAUUAAAGCAACAGACAAAAGACCUCCCUGUGCCAUCUGAGAGGUGCUGCUUCCCGCCUCAGAUGUUCCUUCCAUCUUGUGUUAAUUAUGGAAACUGUGGAUUAGUUCUCCACUACCAAGACCCUCGAGUACAUAUGGCAUCACGGGGCAUGUAUGAUCAGCAACAGCACCCUCCAGACUAUCAAUGGUAUGUUCCGGACCAGUUUCCGCCAGAUGUGCAGCACAAGGCAGAUGAUACUUCCUCAGAGAAAGAAGUCCAUCACUGAAAGCAUAUGAACUAGAG
Messenger RNA from Terrapene triunguis (Three-toed box turtle), 1409 nucleotides. RefSeq names its product TNFAIP3 interacting protein 3 (gene TNIP3). The record is from RefSeq and is a predicted model, not a curated record. The transcript has 14 exons. Gene Ontology annotation, biological process: cellular response to lipopolysaccharide; regulation of transcription by RNA polymerase II. Lineage: Eukaryota; Metazoa; Chordata; Testudines; Emydidae. Bases 1 to 1392 code for a protein of 463 amino acids.